UACCACGAUGUCUGACAGUAGCUCAGCUCAGAUCCUCCCUCAAGGAGCCGGGUACGGCGUCGUUGUUGGGAUAGGGUUCUUCUUCGCUCUCGUCAUGAGCGGUGUAUCCUUCCUACAAAACAAAUAUACCGCAUAUUCAACCCUCGCAUCCGAAGAGUUCAAUACCGCUAGCCGCAAUGUCAAAGCCGGACUGAUUGCUAGUGGUGUGGUCUCCGCAUGGACAUGGGCUGCGACUCUGCUGCAGAGCUCAACGGUGGCUUACGAAUACGGCAUCUCUGGACCAUUCUGGGUAUACGCGGCUGGUGCUACCGUUCAGAUUUUCAUGUUUACAGUGCUGGCUUGCAAGGUUAAGCAGAAUGCUCCUCGCUGCCAUACCUUCCUCGAGAUUGUUUACGCGCGAUACGGUGCGGCCACUCACAUCAUCUUCAUAUGUUUCGCCCUUGCAACCAACAUCCUCGUGGCAUCACAAUUGCUUCUUGGAGGAAGCGCAGUGGUCACUUCGUUGACGGGUAUGAACGUCUACGCAGCAUGCUGGCUCAUCCCGCUCGGGGUCUGCGUGUACGUUGUUUUGGGUGGUCUCCGCGCUACAUUCCUGUGUGACUUCUCACAUACGAUCAUCGUCAUGAUAGUCAUCUUGUACUUCAUGUUCUCUGUGUACGCUUCGAAUGAUACUAUCGGGUCGCCAAGAGCGAUGUAUGACCUUUUAGUGCAGGCAGCGCGGGAGCGACCAGUCGUAGGGAACCAAGGUGGUUCGUACUUGACGCUAAAGUCCAACUACGGCCUCAUUUUCGGUGUCAUCCAACUUUGUUCUGGGAUGGGCACCGUCUUCUUGGACCAGGGUUACUGGCAACGUGCUAUUGCAUCAAGGCCUACCACUGCCGUUAAAGCAUACAUACUUGGCGGCUUCGCGUGGUUCGCAAUCCCUUUCGGCUUCGCCACCACUCUAGGGCUCGCAGCUGUCGCUCUGACUUCAAACCCCAACUAUCCGACCUAUCCGAACCAGAUGACGAACUCCCAAAUCCAAGCAGGUCUCGCAGCCCCUUUCGCAGCGCAGACGCUCCUGGGGAAGAGCGGCGCCAUCGCUCUCCUGCUCACCCUCUUCAUGGCCGUCACCUCAUCGUCGUCAUCGGAACUUAUUGCAGUAUCUUCAAUCCUCACCUUCGACAUCUACAAGACGUACAUCAAACCCACUGCCUCGCCUGACCAACUCAUCUUCGUCUCCCAUGUUAUGAUCUGCGUCUUCGGCGUCGUGAUGGCCGGCUUCGCGAGUAUCUGGAACGCUGUUGGCAUCAACCUCGGCUGGCUCUUCCUGGUGAUGGGCCUUAUCAUUGGGGGCGCAGUAUUUCCCGCUGCAUUCACGGUCACUUGGAAAGGGCAAACUCGUCUGGGCGCUGUAUCCGGAUGUCUUGUUGGCCUCGCCGCUGGCUUGACCGCAUGGCUCGUCCAAGCGAAGGUCCAGUAUGGCGAGCUGACUGUUGCGACGACCGGAGCUUCAUACCCUACGUUGGCGGGCAACAUGGCGGGUGUACUGACGGGCCUGAUGGUUUCGCCCAUCGUAUCUUGGAUCAAGCCGGACAACUUCGAUUGGGAAGCUACGAGGGCGAUCAACGCAAAGGUUAUUGAAGGCGAAGGCGUAGCCCCACCGGCCUCGUCACCGGGCGUCUCGGUCGACGACGAAGCCAAGGAGAAAGACAUCUCCUCUCCAUCAUCCAGCGCUAUCAAUGCAGACGACCAGUCACCGGCCGCCUCCUCACCAGCCAAGACACACGACCAACUGCCCACUGUCGUCGAGGAAGACAGAGAAAUGGCCGAAGACCAAGCCUACCUUGAAAAUCCCAAAGCGCUCCGGCGCUCCUACCUCACCGCACUCUUCCUGUCCACCGUCCUGUCCUUCAUCAUGUGCUUCCUUGUUCCUAUUCCCAUGUUCCUUUCGCAUUACGUAUACUCCGAGAAGGGCUUUACUGCUUGGGUUGCCAUCAGUUUUAUUUGGGUUUUUGCUGCAUUGGCCAUUUGCGGAAUUCUGCCGGUUUGGGAGACGAAGCGGUUCUGGGUGCUGCUUGGGAAGCAGAUUUGGGGCAAGGGGGGCCCUAGGGCGUAG
Molecule: messenger RNA, 2098 nt
Organism: Trematosphaeria pertusa
Lineage: Eukaryota; Fungi; Ascomycota; Dothideomycetes; Pleosporales; Trematosphaeriaceae
Product: SSS family solute:Na+ symporter
Exons: 5
Coding region: 8-2098 (696 amino acids)
Biological process (GO): urea transmembrane transport
Cellular component (GO): plasma membrane
Molecular function (GO): urea transmembrane transporter activity
Source: RefSeq, a predicted model, not a curated record